AUGGCUUCGCGUUCGUUGGCCUCUAUCAGCCGUUCGGCAUCUCGUCUCCUUCAAAGCAACGUUCAGAAAUGCGCUCUUCCAGCUGCCUCCAUCCGUCUCAGCUCAAACAAUGUUGAGAGCAAGAAGGGAAUCCACACCGGAGUUGCCACCCAGCAAGCUGCCGCCGCCGGAAAGGUCUCCGCCAAGGCCACCGCUGCUAACGCUUCCGGACGUAUCGUCGCUGUUAUUGGAGCCGUCGUCGACGUUCAGUUCGAUGAGAACCUUCCACCAAUCCUCAACGGUCUUGAGGUUGUCGGACGUUCCCCAAGACUCAUUCUUGAGGUUUCCCAGCAUCUUGGAGACAAUGUCGUCAGAUGCAUUGCUAUGGACGGAACUGAAGGACUUGUUCGUGGACAGCCAGUCGCUGACACCGGAGAUCCGAUCAAGAUCCCAGUCGGACCAGAAACCCUUGGCCGUAUCAUGAACGUCAUUGGAGAGCCAAUCGAUGAGAGAGGACCAAUUCCAUCCAAGAACUUCGCUCCAAUCCACGCUGAGGCUCCAGAGUUCGUCGAGAUGUCCGUCGAGCAAGAGAUUCUUGUUACCGGAAUCAAGGUCGUCGAUCUUCUUGCCCCAUACGCCAAGGGAGGAAAGAUUGGACUUUUCGGAGGAGCCGGAGUCGGAAAGACUGUGCUUAUCAUGGAGCUCAUUAACAACGUCGCCAAGGCUCACGGAGGUUACUCUGUUUUCGCCGGAGUCGGAGAACGUACCCGUGAAGGAAACGAUCUCUACCACGAAAUGAUUGAAGGAGGAGUCAUUGAUCUUAAGGGAAAGAACUCCAAGGUAUCUCUCGUAUACGGACAGAUGAACGAGCCACCAGGUGCCCGUGCCCGUGUGUGCCUCACCGGACUCACCGUUGCCGAGUACUUCCGUGAUCAAGAAGGACAGGACGUGCUUCUCUUCAUUGACAACAUCUUCCGUUUCACUCAAGCCGGAUCUGAAGUGUCUGCUCUUCUCGGACGUAUCCCAUCCGCUGUCGGAUACCAACCAACCCUUGCCACUGACAUGGGUGGUAUGCAAGAGAGAAUUACCACCACCAAGAAGGGAUCCAUCACCUCCGUGCAGGCUAUCUACGUGCCAGCUGACGAUUUGACUGAUCCAGCUCCAGCCACCACAUUCGCUCACUUGGACGCCACCACUGUGUUGUCUCGUGGUAUCGCCGAAUUGGCUAUCUACCCAGCUGUGGAUCCACUCGACUCCACCUCCCGUAUCAUGGACCCCAACAUUGUCGGACAAAACCACUACGACAUUGCUCGUGGAGUGCAGAAGAUCCUCCAAGAUUACAAGUCCCUCCAAGAUAUUAUUGCUAUUCUUGGUAUGGAUGAGUUGUCUGAGGAAGAUAAGCUGACUGUGUCCCGCGCCCGUAAGAUCCAGAAGUUCCUUUCCCAACCAUUCCAAGUCGCCGAAGUUUUCACUGGAUAUCAAGGAAAGUUCGUAUCACUCGAGGAGACCAUCCGCGGAUUCACCAUGAUUCUCAAGGGAGAGCUCGACCACCUUCCAGAAGUUGCCUUCUACAUGCAAGGAGGAAUCGAUGAUGUGUUCAAGAAGGCCGAGGAGCUCGCCAAGCAACACAGCUAA
Molecule: messenger RNA, 1614 nt
Organism: Caenorhabditis briggsae
Lineage: Eukaryota; Metazoa; Nematoda; Chromadorea; Rhabditida; Rhabditidae
Gene: Cbr-atp-2
Product: Protein CBR-ATP-2
Exons: 5
Coding region: 1-1614 (537 amino acids)
Biological process (GO): proton transmembrane transport; proton motive force-driven mitochondrial ATP synthesis
Molecular function (GO): ATP binding; ATP hydrolysis activity; proton-transporting ATP synthase activity, rotational mechanism
Source: RefSeq, a predicted model, not a curated record